This is a messenger RNA of Fomitopsis serialis, 2268 nucleotides long. RefSeq names its product armadillo-type protein. Gene Ontology annotation, molecular function: ATP binding; ATP hydrolysis activity; protein kinase regulator activity. The transcript is spliced from 8 exons. The coding region runs from base 1 to 2268 and encodes 755 amino acids. Gene Ontology annotation, biological process: cellular response to amino acid starvation; regulation of translation. NCBI's taxonomy places the organism in Eukaryota, Fungi, Basidiomycota, Agaricomycetes, Polyporales, Fomitopsidaceae. The record is from RefSeq and is a predicted model, not a curated record. Gene Ontology annotation, cellular component: cytosol.
AUGUCUGCCCUCUUCUUGUCGAACGCGUACACGGGGGCGACCUUGUGCAGGCGGUACGGCGAGCUCUGGCGGUGGGACGAGUGGUUGCUCCGCCAAGCGAUCAUUCCCGCUUCGCGGUUAUGCGUGCACAAGCAGGGUGGCAAUGCGUCAAUAUGGACUCUCCUAGAUAAGUACCACUCAUGCAGCUCGCACUGGCCACCCACGUUCCGUUCUGCGCAGCGCUCGACCAUCACUGUCUUGCACCUCCACACGUUCGUCCUCCGGGCGCAUGCAUUGCAAGCCGAAGCGGUCAUCCGGACGUCCCGAGACGGCACGGAGAAGGCGCACAGGUGGAUCAGCGCUGCGCGCUCGGUGGAGUACCGCACGAUCCUGACUGCCAGCACACAGUUUCCCAAGGCCGGCGAGCGGAACAUCCAGGCUGACGACCUAGCGACCUCAGUGUCGCAGUGUGUGAGGCAGGUGGUGCAGUCGGCGAUGUACGGAUACGGUGAUGCGGAGCUCGCGAACCGGACCUUCCGCCUGAGACACAAUGAUCCGGUAUUCGCUUCGAUAACACCGGCGCAGGAGAAUCACGAGCAACUGAAGGAGGACUGGAGGAAAAGCGAUGCCACCAUGACCUUGCAUAUCACGAUCCGUCCCGGCGCAUUGGGCGGUAACCGCUCUCUCAAGGCUGCCGUCGCACCCGCAGACGGCCAGUUUGAUGAUUCCGGUCUCUUCGUCGCCGACAAGGCGACCCACGAGUCCGCAGCAACGACCCUCGCUGCGCUCGCCCAAAAGGAUGGCCCCAAGGCCCUCCAGUCUGUCGGCUUCAACGAUGCUGCUAUCAAGGCCCUCAGCGACAAGAAGUCGCCCACGGCGCGUGAGGGUGCAGCGAACACCGUCGCUGUGAUCACCAAGUCCGACGCUGUGAAGGCUCUCGAGCCCCUUUUCAUUGACUCCGGACUCUACGCUGCUCUGCUCGAAUGCUUCGCCGACAAGAUGCCCGCUGUGCGCACGGCCGCCAUCGACGCAGUGAAGGCGUACGUUAUCAAGACGGUCGGCAAGUGGCAGGUCAAGACCGGCUCGCUCACUGUCCUCAACCAGCUUGUUACAAGCGCGCCUCUUCAGACUGCGCGUCUCACCCCAGAGAUCGUCCCCAUCCUCGCUGAGGCGAUCUGGGACACGAAGGCUGACGUGAAGAAGGCUGCGAAGGAUUCGCUUGAGAGGGCCACGGCUCUAGUUUCCAACAAGGAUAUAGAACACUUCAUUCCUGCACUCAUCAAGGCUCUGAUCAACCCCGUUGAGGAGGUUCCCAAGACCAUCAACCUCCUCUCGGCCACCACAUUCGUUUCGGAGGUAGACUCCGCUACGCUCUCACUCAUGGUCCCUCUGCUUUCUCGCGGUCUUAGUGAGAAGCCUACUGCUACUAAGCGCAGGGUCGCCGUAAUCAUCGACAACAUGGCUAAGCUCGUAGACUCCGCUGUCACUGUUCGUCCCUUCAUCCCGAAGCUGCUCCCAGGACUUCUUAAAGUCGAGACGACCAUCGGUGACCGCGAGGCUCGCAGCGUCGUUGGCCGUGCUGUCGCCACCCUCCGUCAAGUCGGUGACGUCCCCGCCGACAACGACGGUUCUGAUUUCCCGCCCUUGAAGAAGGCGGACGAGAAGCAGCUCGCGCAUUCCCUCCUCGGUCUCUACAAGAAGGCUGGCGCUGAGGCCCCUUCUGCGGGCUCCAUCGACGUCAUGUACGCCAGCAACCUUGCUGCCAACCCCGUCAACGCGAAGAACUUCAACGUGUCGGAGUGGCAAUCGCUUGCGCCUUACCUCGCGUUCGUCACGACAACACCUGAGCCCAUCGUGAUCGUCAACGAGUGGGUUGUCAAGUCUGCAUCUCUGGAGGAUGAGGACACCGAAGUCCCUGAGGAUGAGGAGGAGGGCGAGGAUCUUUGCAACUGCCAAUUCUCGCUCGCCUACGGUGCUAAGAUCCUGCUGAACACUGCGACUCUCCGUCUCAAGCGUGGUCACCGCUAUGGUCUGUGCGGUUGCAAUGGUACCGGCAAGUCCACUCUCAUGCGUGCCAUCACCAACGGCCAAGUUGAGGGCUUCCCGUCACCAGAUGAGGUCCGAACCUUCUACGUCGAGCACGAUAUCGACGGCUGGCGAGCAGGAGGUUAUCGAGAUGCUCGCGUCCGUAGGCUUCAGCGACGAGAGGCAGAAGCAGGCGAUUGGCAGUCUGUCUGGUGGCUGGAAGAUGAAGCUCGCUCUCACGCGCGCGAUGUUGUUCAAGGCUGA